GGCGCGGGGAGGAGUGUGUGCGGGGGAACGGGGCGCAGAGCACCUUUGGCGUUUGCCGCCGCUGCCGUCGGGCUCCAUCGGGUGCCCCCCUCGUCCCCCCCCCGCCGGCAGCCGUUCCGUUCCCUCCCGACCUCUCUGUCUCUCUCUCGCGGCCAUGUCGUCGCCGUCGUCUGGAGAGCGGUAUGAGGAAGAAGAGGAGGAGGACGGCGCCUACGAGAGCCAGGCCAAGCGGCUGAAACCCAGCGCCGCUGCCGAGGAAGGCGAGAUCGAGUACAGCGGCGCGGAGGAGAGCGAGAACCGGCGGGACAAGGUCCCCCCGCCGCGCGGAGGGGGCUUCUCGGGCGGGGAUGCUGGGGGAAGUCAUCACAAAGUCUCUGUUUCUCCUGUUGUCCAUGUCCGCGGGCUGUGUGAAUCAGUUGUGGAAGCAGAUCUUGUGGAAGCCCUUGAAAAGUUUGGAACCAUAUGCUAUGUCAUGAUGAUGCCAUUUAAGCGCCAGGCUCUGGUAGAGUUUGAAAAUGUAGAAAGUGCAAAGAAAUGUGUAACAUUUGCAGCAGAUGAACCUGUAUACAUUGCUGGGCAGCAAGCCUUUUUCAACUACUCAACAAGUAAAAGAAUUACUCGUCCAGGGAACACUGAUGACCCGUCUGGUGGAAAUAAAGUUCUCCUGUUGUCAAUUCAGAAUCCUCUCUACCCAAUUACAGUGGAUGUCUUGUAUACUGUAUGCAACCCUGUUGGAAAAGUUCAGCGCAUUGUUAUAUUCAAGAGAAAUGGAAUACAAGCUAUGGUUGAGUUUGAAUCUGUGUUUUGUGCCCAGAAGGCGAAGGCUGCACUCAAUGGAGCAGAUAUCUAUGCAGGAUGCUGCACACUAAAAAUUGAAUAUGCAAGGCCAACUCGGCUAAAUGUCAUUAGAAACGACAACGAUAGUUGGGACUACACUAAACCAUAUCUGGGCCGACGAGACAGAGGGAAGGGCCGCCAGAGGCAAGCUAUUUUGGGAGAGCAUCCAUCAUCAUUUAGACAUGAUGGUUAUGGAUCACAUGGUCCUUUGUUGCCCUUGCCAAGCCGGUACCGAAUGGGAUCUCGGGACACUCCAGAACUUGUUGCUUAUCCAUUGCCUCAGGCAUCCUCCUCCUACAUGCAUGGUGGAAAUCCUUCUGGGUCAGUUGUCAUGGUUAGUGGGUUGCAUCAGCUAAAGAUGAACUGUUCAAGGGUCUUCAACCUGUUCUGCUUGUAUGGAAACAUUGAGAAGGUGAAGUUUAUGAAGACUAUUCCAGGCACGGCACUCGUUGAAAUGGGUGAUGAGUACGCUGUGGAAAGAGCUGUCACACAUCUCAACAACGUCAAGUUAUUUGGAAAGAGACUUAAUGUCUGUGUUUCCAAACAGCAUUCAGUAGUUCCAAGCCAGAUAUUUGAACUGGAGGAUGGCACAAGUAGUUACAAGGAUUUUGCAAUGAGUAAGAAUAAUCGCUUCACCAGUGCUGGCCAAGCAUCUAAGAACAUCAUCCAACCACCUUCCUGUGUCCUGCAUUAUUAUAAUGUUCCCUUGUGUGUAACUGAAGAAACAUUUGUAAAGUUAUGUGAGGAUCAUGAAGUACUCAGCUUUAUUAAAUACAAAGUGUUUGAUCCAAAACCUUCUGCCAAAACACUGUCUGGUUUAUUGGAGUGGGAAUGUAAGACAGAUGCAGUGGAAGCUCUCACUGUACUUAAUCACUACCAGAUUAGAGUUCCAAAUGGCUCCAACCCUUAUACCUUGAAGCUUUGCUUCUCUACUUCAUCCCAUUUAUAGAGAAGAGGACAACAUGUUAAGAGCUGCAUUCAUCUUGAUUUGCAAGUUUAGAACUACACUUCGUUCACAAAGCUCUAAAGUGGUUCUUCUAAUGUUGCCUUGUUUCAACUUAAUUCUAAUAUCUUUUAUCUUGUUUUAUAAUAAAUGGAUGUUUCUUCAUAAAUACAAAACAGAUUUUUUUCUUUUUGCCUCUGAGAAGUACAUGUUGUAAGCUUACUACAAAGUUUGUAUUUUGUUAGUGUAGUAUCUUCAAAUGUCUAAAGAAGCACCAGUAGUAUAAACAAGAUUGUUUUUUUCCAAAAAUGAAAUGUAUUUGCAUUUCUGGUAAUGUUAAAGAUUAGCAAGUAUUUUUCCAUUUGUAGUCUUAAUUGGCAGAUAGAACUAUUACAUCAGAAUUUUAAAUGUAGAACUUGUUUUUUCAGUAUGUUAAGUAGUGAAGUAUGUUGCAAUACUUAAAAGCUUGUAUUUAUAAAAUGCUUUAACCAGGUUAAUGUUGCACAUACCAAAUUUUUAGUAGUAUAUUUGAUUUAUAGUUCAGACAAAGCUAAUGUAGACAAUUAUUAAGUACGUACAUGUGUAUGGGUGUGAAUUCAUACUUAUUUAAAGUGGUUUUAGUUUUUUUAAAAAAAUAUUUUCCAUUUGCAUUAGCAUGAUGCCAUCUAUAGGUAGUCCCACCAUAAGGGCCUUUUAAAAUUAAAAUUGCAAGCCUGUAUCAGUGUGUUCAUCCUCAUUUUCCAUAUUUCAAACUUAAAUCUUCAAUGUUUAACAUAUCCUCUUGACUCUAUUUUUUUUAUAAUAGUGUUUAUGACAUACUAAAUGGCAAAAGUUGGAUGUGGGAGAAGAUUGAUCACAAUAGAAACCAAGGUGGUAAAAAUAGUUAAAAACAAAAAGCAAGCCCCACCAUGCUCUUAUACCUGGACUAUUAAUUUGAUAUUUCUUUUGUAUGUUUUAUCAUGUUAUGAACAUAAAAGAAUUCAGAAGUCUAGCCCCUCAGUUGAACUGAGGUAUUAAAGUGAGGUAAUCUAGGUGAGAUCCAGACAAUGUAACUAUUUACAUGAUGUGAAAUUAACAAGGUGAGAAGUGUUUCAGUUCAGGGAAGAUGAUCUGCUCUGUCCCAGUACUUUGAAACCUCUGUUCUCUCUUCUGGAACUGGAGUUCUGUCUCACUUGGGCUAAACUGCCAGAAGUGGGAAGCCAAGCAGGGAAGUCUGGGCUCUGUCUUUUUGGCUCUGAGUUUGUUCCCUUUUCUGAAUUUGUAGCAAGGUGUUUAGGGCUUCUUCUGGUUCUGUAAGACUUAGUGAUCAGAGAGGUUAUUUUACCAGAUAUAUUACAUUUUAUCACACAAGUUCUUUGUUCUGUCUUACGGGCAUUGUACAGGUCUUUAAAUACAGGCUGGAUUUUUCUGAUUCUUAAUUUCAAGGCAAAUACACCUUAUCAUACAAAGGAAAAUGUGUCAGCUGACUCUUCAGGUUUUGUCAUCAACAAUGAUUCCAUUUUGCCCUAUCUACCUCCAUUUUGUUUGUGUUUCAGGUAUUCAGGUUAGGCUUCUGUUAUAUCUGAACUAAGAGCUGAAGGACAGCUGCUCCUUGGCAGCUUUUCUGCAUAGGAUUUGGAGUAACACUGGCCACAUGUCUGGGUAGGUGGCAAACUGACAUGUAUUUUAGGGGCACUGAUAGUUCUUUCAGCUUCAGUGCUUUUCCCCAAGAAAUGGCUUCCACAGAGCUCCAGCUUAUAGAAAGCUAUGUGCCAUGUCUUGCUGCUUACCAACAGAAAAUGCAGGGUGCCAGUGAAAAAUGUUCUUUGCUAUCUAGUGUUUCAACAGCAAAAGGUCUCCUUGUCAUUCAUUUCUCUUCCAUCAACUUGAAUGUUCUGUGGAAACCUGUCUCUUCUGUCAUAACUUGCAUCGCUAUUGCUGUAGUUUCAUAAGCCAAGUUGUUUUUGUAGUUGAGCAUUAAAAUAGUAUGGUAUCUGUUGGUGCAGUUUGGGAUAGAGGAGGAUGAGUUACCCUUAAAGCAGUCAGGUUUUACAUUAAAACAAAACAAAACAAGCACUUUAAUGUUUCAUUGUCCUCAAUGGAUCACAGCAUUUAGUGCCUAGGGUAGUCAGGUGAAAGUCUGUGGCUGCCCAGAUCAGAGGACAGACUAGUUCCAGCUGUGUAUGAGAGGACUUGAUACCAGCUGGAAGUCCCAAAUGGAAGAUGAGUAACAUGUGCCACAUAGGGAAGAAAGGAGACUGAAAAAUUGUUCAGGCUUCUUUCUGUUUAAAAUAUUAGUCUUAUUAAUGUAAAAUCUGAUAAUAGGAAAGAUUCCUUGUUGGUGUUUUGCUGGAAAAAGAAAACAGUGUUCUUUUGUGCCUAAAAGGGUGGAUGCUUGUGUUCAGGGAGGAAUGAGGUUGGUCUCCUCCUUCCACUAAUGAGGUCUGUUUUCACCUAUUAUUCAUGCUCUUUAGAGCCAAAACAGUGGGACAGGUGAAAGGUUAGUUGCUCCAAGGUGAGUGAAGUUUGUCUAUCAUUUGACAGUGGUAUUAAUUAAAAUUAAACCAUUAAGGUGUCUCAGUGCAGUUUUUUCUGUCUCUUUUGCACGAGCCAUAGAAGUAAAAGAGUGAACAUUGCUAUGCACAUUGCCUGCUUGUAAGCAGCUGGCAUUUACAUGGUAAUAUCUUCAUGUCUGUUCUGCUGUUUAUUGUUAAAAAAAAAAAAAAAAGUUUAUUUUUUCUAAUGGAUCACCUUUCAUUGGAGGUAAAUGAUAUAUUGAGGUGGAGAUCUGUUUGUCUUCUCUCAUGACCUUCUAAUCCUUGUUUGUUUAUUGUUCUUAUAUGUAAGAAGGGGGAAUAGUUGCUUUUUGACUUUCUAUACCACCACAGCAAGAUAGAGUGUAUCACUAAGUUGAUAUAAGACAAGAUUUAAAAGAAACCAUUGAAGAAGUGUUUGGGUGUGCUCCUUGAUGAAAGGAAUGAUACAACUUAAUGUGGUGUCACUAAGCCUGCUUUUGGUAAGGGAUAAUGUUUGGAGUAGGCUGGCUUGUAACUGGCUGAAACCUCUUUGUUGUAAUUAAAUGCAACUUGCUCCUUUU
This is a messenger RNA of Calypte anna (Anna's hummingbird), 4856 nucleotides long. RefSeq names its product heterogeneous nuclear ribonucleoprotein L like (gene HNRNPLL). Gene Ontology annotation, molecular function: mRNA binding. The coding region runs from base 155 to 1786 and encodes 543 amino acids. The transcript has 13 exons. Gene Ontology annotation, biological process: regulation of RNA splicing; mRNA processing. NCBI's taxonomy places the organism in Eukaryota, Metazoa, Chordata, Aves, Apodiformes, Trochilidae. The record is from RefSeq and is a predicted model, not a curated record. Gene Ontology annotation, cellular component: nucleus.